AUGAUCGAGAUCAAGAACAUUCCCUGUCGCGAUCAUACAACGAACACGGAUCUUCAUCGUCGUCUGUCUGUCUGUCUUACUCUACGGAAUCGUGAUUAUACAACAACGAACACGGAUUUUCAUCGUCGUCUGUCUGUCUGUUUUACUCCACGGAAUUGCGAUCAUACAAUGAACACGUACGGAUCUUCAUCGUCGUCUGUUUGUCUUACUCCACAGAAUUGCGAUCAUACAACGAACACGGUUUUCCUUGGAUCUACGACUCCACCUCUCCACUGUUUGAACAUGGAAUCCGACAUGACCAAGAAAAGGAAGAAAACAAAGGGAAAACAGAAAAUUGAGAUCAAGAAAAUAGAGAAAUCGAAUUACCGGCAAGUCACAUUCUCCAAACGCCGGGCAGGCCUAUUCAAGAAAGCCACCGAGCUCUGCGUCCUAACCGGCGCUAAUGUCCUGGCUCUCGUCACCUCGCCUGGCAACCGCACCUUCACCUUCAGCAGCCAACCCAACCCCGAAGACCUUCUCCGUCGCGUCAUCCUCCCCGAAAAAAACCGUUACGAGUGUUCCACCAGUUCGUUGUCAAAUGGGCUUCAAAUGAAUAAUGAGAUGGUUUUAGAGAACCGGAAAUAUUUGAACCAACGGUACGAGAAAUUGGCGGCUGCGCUUGAGGAGGAGAAGAAGAUUGGAGAGAGGCUGGCGGCGGAGGAGAGUGGCCGGAGGACAUUCUGGUGGGAAGAGGAAGUAGACGUGAAGAGGAUGGGGGAAGAAGAGUUGGAGUGUUAUUUGAUGGCAUUGAGGAAGAUGAAGAACAAUGUUGACAAGAUUUUGAUGGACAAGAAAAAUGAUACAUUUUUGGUCCCUAAUUCUCCAACCAUGGAUGAUAUAGAUGUUAGCCAAUAUCUUAAUAUUUGA
This is a messenger RNA of Impatiens glandulifera, 906 nucleotides long. Its product is annotated as agamous-like MADS-box protein AGL61. The record is from RefSeq and is a predicted model, not a curated record. Lineage: Eukaryota; Viridiplantae; Streptophyta; Magnoliopsida; Ericales; Balsaminaceae. Gene Ontology annotation, molecular function: protein dimerization activity; RNA polymerase II cis-regulatory region sequence-specific DNA binding; DNA-binding transcription factor activity, RNA polymerase II-specific. The transcript has 2 exons. Gene Ontology annotation, biological process: regulation of transcription by RNA polymerase II. The coding region runs from base 1 to 906 and encodes 301 amino acids.